UACAUCCCAGCUUCUGGUAGUCUUAGUUUAAUUAUUUGCUCUACCUGUGGCUUGAGCGUCAAGUAUCAAAAUCUAUAAUCAAAACUCAAAUUUCAAAUCAAAUCCCUAUUAAUAGUCAUAUAAAGUUAAUAUUUUAAUUGAGAAAGAAAUGGAAGGCGAUGCAAAAGAUAAUACAAAAUCUUUCUCGGGAAUACCUGACGCAAUAUUUGUUGAUAAUGUUGAUGAAUUUAUGAGUAUGCCUGAAAAUUCUGAAGGAGUAGAAAAGGUUCUUCGAAAGCUCGACGAACAGCAUGGAAAAUAUAAAUUCAUGGAAUACACUUUGAACACAAAGAGGAGGCGACUGCGAGAGCAAAUCCCAGACCUAGCUCGUACUCUUGAAAUGAUUGAAAAGUUAAAAGCACAAAAGGAAACAAUGCAGACACAGUUUUUGCUUAGUGACCAGGUUUUUGUUAAGGCAGAGGUACCACCCACAAACAAUGUGUGCUUGUGGCUUGGAGCGAAUGUUAUGCUUGAAUAUACACUAGAGGAUGCUGAAAAUCUUCUUACCACGAAUAUGGCAACAGCUACAAAAAAUCUUGCUAAUGUUGAACAUGAUUUGGACUUCUUGAGAGAUCAAUGGACUACUACAGAAGUAAAUAUGGCUCGAGUCUAUAAUUGGGAUGUCAAGCGUCGUCAGGCAGCCAAGGCUUCAAGCUAAUUCUAUGAUAUAAAACACUCAUUCAUCUCCAAAUUGUUCUUAUAUAAUUUUGUGAUGUUCCUAAUUUCUUUUUUGAAUUUUGAACUUUGCUUUUCUAGAAUUAAAAUUUCUAAAUAAAAAAUACAUAAUAUGUAAA
Messenger RNA from Pieris brassicae (large cabbage white), 833 nucleotides. RefSeq names its product prefoldin subunit 3 (gene mgr). Lineage: Eukaryota; Metazoa; Arthropoda; Insecta; Lepidoptera; Pieridae. Gene Ontology annotation, biological process: protein folding; microtubule-based process; tubulin complex assembly. The transcript is spliced from 4 exons. Bases 149 to 697 code for a protein of 182 amino acids. Gene Ontology annotation, molecular function: tubulin binding. The record is from RefSeq and is a predicted model, not a curated record. Gene Ontology annotation, cellular component: cytoplasm; prefoldin complex.